Trematomus bernacchii (emerald rockcod) is the source of this 7524-nucleotide messenger RNA. It is a transcript of the gene trip11, whose product is annotated as thyroid hormone receptor interactor 11. Gene Ontology annotation, biological process: endoplasmic reticulum to Golgi vesicle-mediated transport; Golgi organization. Bases 545 to 6424 code for a protein of 1959 amino acids. Lineage: Eukaryota; Metazoa; Chordata; Actinopteri; Perciformes; Nototheniidae. Gene Ontology annotation, molecular function: small GTPase binding. The transcript has 21 exons. The record is from RefSeq and is a predicted model, not a curated record. Gene Ontology annotation, cellular component: Golgi apparatus.
UGGUCCUCCAGAAUCCCACAAUGCACCGCGGCCGUGUCCUGUGUCCACGUCAAACCUGACAGCAGCAGCCGAUCGGAUAAAUAUGGCUGCAGUUGAGGUGGCACUUUCUGCCCCUUGCAUUGUUGUCAGACCUUCUAAAACCUUCUGAAAACACCGCUAACACCCAGCGUAGACGACGGUACUAAACGUACAUCUGUAAAGUAACAUAUUAGCUGUUUAAAUGUCACAUAACGUCGCUUAGAUUAGCUUAGCUUAGCUUAGCAAAUUCCUCCAGAUCAGCUGUUGCUAAAGGAGCUUCUGUCAGCCUGAAAAGCGACUUCGUUUUAAGAUUAAAGUGGAUUUUGAAGUUAAUAACAACCUGAGGUGGAGUUAUCAUUUCAGCUUAAUGACUAUAUUGGCUGCAUCACCUCUGGAGUUUGAGCUAGCUAGCCCCCUCCCCUGCUAGUCCUCCCUCGGCCCGGCUUUGUUUUGGUUUGUUUUGUAUCCGUCAACAUGUCAUCGUGGGCUGGGGGGAAUCGGCUCCGGCCUCGGGCAGUCCCUGGGAAUGUCGGAGGAAGCCUGUCCCUCCUUCACCGGGCAGAUAUCCAACUUCACUAAAGACAUGCUACUGGAGGGGGUGGAAGAAGUAGGAGAUGCUUCCACAGAACUGCAGAUGUCCAAUUCCAAGUUGGCCGACAGCGAGGCUGCGUUCACCUCUCAGAAAUCUGAGCAUGAAAGAUUACGAAUGCUUUAUGCGGAGCUGGAGGAGAAACUGGAAGCUUCAGAGAUCCAGAUUGAAAGCCAGUCUGCGGAGUACAGAUCCCUCCUGCAGCAGAAAGAUGUGGAGAUCAGUCACCUGAAGGCUCGGCAAAGCGGUCUCCACGAAGAGUUUCAGACUCUGCAGAAGUCGUCUCAGUCCUCGUCCGUUGGUCCGGCCAUGCUUCCUGUCUCCACCACUUCCUCCUCCACCACUUCCUCCUCUGCUUCCUCCUUCCUGUCGCGGCCCUCGGGGACACACUCGGGUUUCCACGGCGACGAGAUGGACCUCAGCGACGUCCUGUGGUCUCAGCAGGAAAUCAACCGGCUGUCCAAUGAGGUCCUGCGUCUGGAGGCCGAGGUGACUCACUGGAGGAGGAUCUCUCAGGCAUCAACAGCAACAGGAACGGGUAACGGCGACCAGGGAGAGAUCCUCAAACUCCAAAGAACUAUCAAGGAUCUGCGCGAGGAGAUGAGGCGAGAGGUGGACGAACAUCAACACGAGCUGACGGCUCUGCAGGACGUUCAGCGGCAGAAGAUGUCCGACAUCACCCGCAGACACAAGGACGAUUUAGCGGAGUACGAGGAGAGGAUCGAGGAGCUGGAGGAGCAGAUUCACGGGGGUGUGAGUCCGGCCUCUUCCCCGUCUGAUGCCUCCAAGAUGUCGGACCUCCAGCAGACCGUCGUUGCUCUGCAGGAGGCGGCGGAUCAGCGGGAGGAGCAGCUGCAGGAGAAGUCUGCCGGUCUGGAGGAGGCGCAGAGGAAACAGGCGUCUCUGCAGCAGGAGAAGGACGAGGCUCAGGAGGAGAACACGGAGCUGCUGCAGAACUACACCCGCCUGCAGACCUCCGUCACCGAGCUGCAGACCAGAGUGCUGGAGCAGGAGGGCAAGAGUCUGCAGAAAGCUCAGCUGGAGCAGGAGAUCCAGGCGCUGAGAGACAAGCUCACAGCUGCAGAAAAAGAAAUUGAGGGACUGAAAAAUCUUGAUGAGGCAGAACCAAAGGAAGAAGUCGAGCAUGCAGACAUCUUAGAGCUGAACACCAUCAUCGGGACGUUGAGACAAGAAAGGGAAGUCCUGGAACAAGACAAGCUUGAUCUAGAAGAAAGACUUGGAUUGUCAGAGGAUCAGAGAGGCAGCAGUUCUGCAGCAGCUGAGUCCGGUGAACCUCAGGAGUUCGUGGAGGAUCUGAAGCUGGAGCUGCAGCGCAGAGAGAAAGCUCUGAGGAACACCGAGGAGGAGCGGGACACUCUGAUGUCUGAGCUGGAGGAACUGGACCGGCAGAACCAGGAAGCAACACAGCACAUGAUCUCUGUGAAGGAGCAGCUCUCUGCUCAGCUGAAGGAGGCCGAGGCAGAGCUGUCCUCUCUGUCUGCAGAGCUGAACACAACCAAAGACCAGAGGAGAGCGCUGGAGGAAGAGCUGGAGAACCAAAAAGAGAAAGCGAGCCAGAGCGCCUUCACCCUGAACGACCUGCAUAUGGGCAAACAGCAGCUGGAGCGCUCGGUGAAGGAGCUGAAGGACAAACUGGGAAAUGCACAUGGGCAGAGCAAGGAGGCAAGGAGAGAAAUCACAGAGCUGAAGAAGACUCUGCGGGAGCGAGAGGAACAGUUAUCUGGUGCAAAAGCAGCGCUGGAUGAGGAGAGAGAGACGGGAAGUGAAGCGCAGGGAAGUGAUGAGAAGGUAGCAGCGAAGGAGAGGGAGUUGUCCGACCUCAGGAGAGAAUUAAACGAGUUGAGGAGCUCUCAGGAGAAGGCGCUGUCGGAGGAUUAUGAGUUAAAGAUGGAGAACAGAAGGUUGAAGGAAGAGAGUGAGCAGGCUCUGGGGAAAAGUGAAGAACUGACCAAGCAGCAGAAGGAAAGCCAGGCAGCUCUGAGCAGGACGUUACGGGAGAAGGACACUCGUAUCGAGGCUCUGAAGCUGGAGAAAAGUCAGCUGGAGGGAGAGCUGGGGCAGGUGGAGAGGACGUUGGCACAGCAGGCGAAACAAUACCAGCAGACCAUCGAGGAGCUGAGCAGAGCUCGCUCCAUGGACGCCUCCGCUCUACAGAUGGAGCACGAGAGAGCCGUCAAACUGAACCAGGACAAAGACCUGGAGGUCGCUCAGCUGAGGAGAGACGCAGAGCAGCAGGCGUCCGACCACAGAGACACCAACGAGAUGCUCUCCAUCACUGUCGCCGGGCAGAAGCAGCUGACGGAUCUGCUGCAGGAGAAGGACGUCUUCAUGGACACGCUGAAACAGAACGCAUCAGAUCUGCAGAAGGAGAUGCAGAACAGUAUCUCAGUCGUGAAGAAGGAGGCGGAUGCUCUGAAACUGGCGCUGGAGGAGAAGGAUAAACAGCUGGGAGGCAUGAAGGAGGAGAACAGCCAUUUGAAAGAGGAGAUCGACCGAAUCGGGGAUCAGCAGAGCAGACCUCAACCUCUGACCGAGCCGCGGACUUUAGACAUCAUCACAGAGCUGGAGACGGAGAUCACACAGCUCAAGGUGUCCAGGAAUAUACUUGAAGAGGAGCUGCAGACUCUGAGGAGGACCACGGAGGAGCUGCAGGCCUCCGUGCUGCUGUCGCAGCAGUCCUUACAGGCUCAGCAGACGGAGCUGGAGCAGGCUCACGCUCGCCAUCAGCAGACGACACUCAACUACGACCGGCUGAUCCACGCCAGAGACCAGGAGAUAUCCCGCCUCCAGGAUCAGCUCAGCGAGAGUCGAGUGCACUCCCCCGUUGUGCAGGGAGACGUCAUCCUGCACGAGGAGAAGAGCCAGACUCUGAAUCAAGAGAACGACAACGAGAAACACGACCUGUCCAAGGUGGAAAUAGACAAGCUGGUGAGAGGCAUCAAGGAGAAGGAGACGGAGAUCAGCCAGCUGAACGAGAAGAACAUCUCGCUGACCCGACAGCUGGAUCAACUGGUGGUUUCCCGGGAGGAGGCAGGGAAACUGUCUCAGAUGAUCCUGCAGAAGGACCUGGAGAUCCAGGCGCUGCAUGCUCGUGUGUCCAUGGCGUCUGGAGGCGGCCACAGCCAGGACGUCAUGUACCUCCAGCAGCAGCUGCAGGCGUACGCUGUGGAGAGGGAGCAGGUGAUCGCCGUGCUCAACGAGAAGGCGAGGGAGAACAGCCAGCUGCGCUCCGACUAUCACCGCCUCAUGGACAUCAUCCAGGGGAAGGAGGCGGCGCUGCUGAAGCUGCAGCAGGAGAACCAGCGCCUCUCCACCAUGAGCGAUCCCUCGGGAAGCCAGGAGAUGUUCAAGGAGACCAUCCAGAACCUGUCGCGCAUCAUCCGAGAGAAAGACAUCGAAAUCGACGCGCUCACGCAGAAGUGCCAGACGCUGGUGGCGGUGCUUCAGGCGUCGGGAGGAGAGAACGGCGGGGGGUCCGGAGGCGUGAGCAGCAACCAGUUCGAGGAGCUGCUGCAGGAGCGAGACACUCUGAAGCAACAGGUGAAGAAGAUGGAGGAGUGGAAGCAGCAGGUGAUCACCACGGUGAAGAACAUGCAGCACGAGUCUGCGCAGCUGCAGGAGGAGCUGAUGAAGCUGCAGGGACAGGUCUCUGCCGACAGCGACUGCUCCUCCAAGCUGUCCGUGGAUUACGCCGGGCUGAUCCAGAGCUACGAGCACAAGGAGAGGAGGCUCGGGAGUCUGAGUCAGGAGCUGGCUCAGGUGCAGCAGAGCAUCUCGCAGCUCAGCACCACUAAAGACGUGCUGCUGGGUAAACUGGACAGCGUAGCUCUGACUCCAGAAGGCGUAGCUGAUGCUCCAAGCCAGCAGACUCCUCCGACAUUAAGUAGUGAGAAACUGCGGGAAGAAAUCACCAGAUUGCGAAGUCAGUUGGCUGAGAAGGAACACAUGAUCAGGACUCUCCAGGAGAACAACCACCGGCUGUCCAACUCGGCGUCGGACACAGAGAGCGAGCAGAGGAAUCGGCUGGAGGAGGUGCGGCUGGUCAAAGAGAGGCUGGAGGCCCUGCAGAGGUCCGUCAGGGAGAAAGACCUGCUCAUCAAAAGCAAAGGAGACCAGCUGGGCAACGUCAGUGAGGCGCUGCGAAACCGCGAGAACGAUAACGAGGUGCUGAAGCAGGCCGUGACCAACCUGAAGGAGCGCGCUCUGAUCCUGGAGCUGGACGGGAGGCAGCUGAAGGAGGAGAACGAGCUUGUGGUGUCGCGCUCUCGAGAGAAGGAGUCCGAGUUCAGAGCGCUGCAGGAAACCAACAUGCAGUUCUCACUGCUGCUCAGAGAGAAGGAGUUCGAGCUGACGGCAGUGAGCGAGAAGAGUGCAACCGUGGAGAGGAUGCUCAAAGACAAAGAGCAGGGUAAGUCAGGAGAGCUGAACCAGCUGCUGAACGAGCUGAAGUCCAUGCAGGACAAAGCUGUGGCCUUCCAGCAUGAGAGGGAUCAGGUGAUGAUGGCGCUGAAGCAGAAACAGAUGGCGACCACUGCAGUGCAAACCGAGCUUCAGCACGUGCGGGACAAAGAGCAGCGUCUGAACCUGGAGCUGGAGAGGCUGCGUAACCACCUGCUGGACAUCGAGGACUCGUACACCAGAGAAGCUCUCGCUGCGGAGGACCGAGAGAGCGAGCUGCGCAGGAGAGUCAACCUGCUGGACGAGAGGCUGGCAUCGUCCUCCAGCGCUGUGGAGAAGUCCAGCCAACAGGCCAGCAUGCAGGUGGAGUCUCUGCAGGAGCAGCUGAGUGGAGCGGUGAAGCAGAGAGACGACGCUCUGAUCCACCUCAGGACGUCCCAGGAGCAGGUCAACCAGUACGCAGUGUCGCUGUCCAACCUGCAGAUGGUGCUGGAGCAGUUUCAGCAAGAGGAGAAAGCGAUGUACUCUUCAGAGCUCGACAGGCUGAAGAAGGAGAAGGACGAGUGGAAGAGGAAAGCUGAGAGGCUGCAUGACCAAGCAUCUUCCCUGCAGAUUAACCUGGAUGAAGCCAGCGCUGCUCUGGAGUCGGCGUCUCGCCUCAGCGAUCAGCUGGACCUGAAUGAGGAACAAAUGGAAGAGCUGAAGAAACAAGUGGAAAUAAGACAGGAGAUGUUGGACGAGGUGCAGCAGAAACUGAUGAGUCUUCUGAACAGCACGGAGGGGAAGAUUGAUAAAGUCCUGAUGCGUAACCUGUUCCUGGGAUACUUCCACACACACAAGGACAAACGUGCCGACGUGCUGAGGCUCAUGGGAAGUGUGCUGGGGCUGAGCAGAGAAGACGUGGACAAGAUGUUGGAGGACGACGGUCGUCACGGUGUCACAGGAUGGGUUUCUACCUGGCUCGGAGGAAGAGGAGCUCAGAGUGUCCCGAACACUCCUCAGAGACCCACCAGUGCACAGACCCUCAACUCGUCCUUCUCAGAGAUGUUUGUAAAGUUCCUGGAGAUCGAGUCGUCGCCUUCGAUGCCCGCACCAAAACUCCUCGUCCAUGAAAUCACGCCUCUGAGCGCGCCGCCUCCGAGGAGAACCAACAGCGCAGCGUCAGGCUCCGCCGCAGGGGGUUCGUCGUUCGGGAAGCGACCCGGCGAGAUGAACCCGUUCCUGGCCCCGCGCUCCGCCGCCGUCCCCCUGCUGGCCGGCUCCAGCUCCGGGGGCCCUGGGGGUCACGGGGGUCACUUGCUCAUGAAGCCCAUCUCCGCCGCGCUGCCCACCUUCACCCCGGUGCCGGUGUCCGCAGAGAGCGGGGGAGCGGUGCUCAAAGACCUGUUAAAGCAGUGAUACACACUUUAAACCAUAACAAAUACACUACACAGACUGAGUUAGACUCACUGCUGCUCUUCUUUUACAUAUCCUCAUAAAGGCUUAAUAAUCCCUUUUUCUUUUUUAAAGAGGGGACUGAAACUAAAUGUUGUUUUUUUUAAGCAAUUACCGCUCUAUGCAAUCUGUCUCAACUUUAUUUAACUUAAAAAUAAGCAAUGAAAGGACUCCACAUGCAGAAAGGACUCGUUCGUUUGUGGGUCAUUCAUACUUCAGAAAACAACAUAUUUGAUUUUUAUAGAAACUGUCCUCUUCAUUAUGAGUUACAUUUAGAUUUGUCUCCACUUCAGUGACCUUUUAAACUCGCUGUGUGCAGCUCAAUCCAUCGAGACCAGAGGAAACGUCUCGCGUCCUGCGAGUCUUCAUCCUGAGACUUGCAUCGUGACUUUUAUUCGCUUGUCUUCUGAGUCGUUUUUAUUCCUCUUUUCAGCAGCAAACUGCAUCUGAUCCAGGACUUUCCUAAAGCUCUGGCAGCAAAAGCCUGCGUGGAGAUGUACGUGCUUCAGUGCAUCUGUUAAACCCAUGAAGACAUUUCUUGCUAAGUCUUGUCUGUCGCAGACGGCCGGACUGUGAUAUGCAAAGCGUUGUAAUUACGUCUGCGGCCUGUGGUUGAUCAGCUCAUAUGUUAUUAUAGUUAUAUGUAAAGGGGGGUGGCGUUUCUUUUCUUAUUUAUAGGCACUAUAAAGGAAGUUUUGGGAGUUUUAAGUGCCUGCAUUUUUGCUAAUUGGUUGUAUAAUCAGGAUUGUAUAUGGUUAAUAUAAAUAUAUAUAUUUACAAAAUGUAAAAAAAUGCACAUUUAAAAAAGUUUUACCUGACCAGAGCUGGCCAGCGCUGCUCUGCAUUUUUGUAAAGACAUCAAUCAGAAGGAGAGCCUCUCCAGGUGUGCUGAUGAAAUGUAAAAACUGUAAAUCCUCGCUUUAAAAGAACUUUUGUAGACGUAAAAAAAACAUGGAAAAGAAGGUGUUGGAUUACCUUGAACUUGGAUGAUCUUUAACAGGAGUUAGUACACUUGAUUUAAUCUGAGUUUCAAAUCAAAUAAAAGGAACUGCUGGGCAAAUUUA